Molecule: messenger RNA, 2418 nt
Organism: Conger conger (European conger)
Lineage: Eukaryota; Metazoa; Chordata; Actinopteri; Anguilliformes; Congridae
Product: short transient receptor potential channel 3-like
Exons: 10
Coding region: 1-2418 (805 amino acids)
Biological process (GO): calcium ion transmembrane transport; regulation of cytosolic calcium ion concentration; manganese ion transport
Cellular component (GO): cation channel complex; membrane
Molecular function (GO): store-operated calcium channel activity; inositol 1,4,5 trisphosphate binding; protein binding
Source: RefSeq, a predicted model, not a curated record
AUGCGUGAGAAGGGGCGUCGGCAGGCUGUGCGCGGCCCAGCGUUCAUGUUUAACGAGCGCGGCUCGAACCUGACGGCCGAGGAGGAGCGCUUCCUGGACGCGGCCGAGUACGGGAACAUCCCAGUGGUGCGGCGGACGCUCGACGACUCGCCCACGCUCAAUGUCAACUGCGUGGACUACAUGGGCCAGAAUGCACUGCAGCUGGCCGUGGGCAACGAGCACCUGGAGGUGACCGAGCUGCUGCUGAAGAAAGACAACCUGGCGCGGGUCGGGGAUGCCCUUCUCCUGGGCAUCAGCAAGGGCUACGUGCGCAUCGUGGAGGCCAUUUUGAACCACCCGUCCUUCCUCGCUGGAGAGAGGCUCACUCAGAGCCCCUGCCAGCUGCGAGACGACGACUUCUACUCGUACGACGAGGACGGCACGCGCUUCUCGCCCGACAUCACGCCUGUGAUCCUCGCUGCGCACUGCCAGCGCUACGAGGUGGUGCACAUGCUGCUCAGCCGUGGAGCACGGAUCGAGCGACCGCACGACUACUUCUGCAAGUGCAGCGACUGCACGGACAAACAGCGCAGAGACUCCUUCAGCCACUCCCGCUCGCGCAUCAACGCGUACCGCGGCCUGGCCAGCCCCGCCUACCUCUCCCUGUCCAGCGAAGACCCUGUCCUCACCGCCCUGGAGCUCAGCAACGAGCUCGCCAAACUCGCCAACAUCGAGAAGGAGUUCAAGAACGACUACCGCAAGCUGUCGAUGCAGUGUAAGGACUUUGUGGUGGGAGUGCUGGACCUGUGUCGGGACUCUGAGGAGGUGGAGGCCAUUUUGAAUGGAGAUGUGAGCGUGGAGCUGCAGCAGGGCCAUACCCACAGGGCCCUCCUUAGCCGCGUCAAGCUCGCCAUCAAGUACGAGGUCAAAAAGUUUGUCGCUCACCCAAACUGCCAGCAGCAGCUCCUGACCAUCUGGUAUGAGAACCUGCUGGGUCUGCGGGAGCAGGCUGUGAUGGUGAAGUGUCUGGUGGUGCUGGUGGUGGCUCUGGGGCUGCCCCUGCUGGCUGUGGGCUACUGGGUCGCCCCCUGCAGUAAGCUGGGGAGGAUCCUGCGGAGCCCCUUCAUGAAGUUUGUGGCCCACGCCGCCUCCUUCAUCAUCUUCCUCUGCCUCCUGGUGUUCAACGCCUCGGACCGCUUCGAGGGCAUCAACACCCUGCCCAAUGUGACGGUCACAGACUACCCCAUGCAGAUCUUCCGGGUCAAGACCACACGCUUCAGCUGGACAGAGAUCCUCAUCAUGGUGUGGGUCGCAGGGAUGAUGUGGUCAGAGUGUAAGGAGCUGUGGACAGAGGGCCCCAGGGAGUACAUGCUGCAGCUGUGGAACGUUCUGGACUUCGGGAUGCUCUCCAUCUUCAUCGCUGCCUUCACCGCACGCUUCCUGGCUUUCCUCCAGGCCACCAAGGCCCAGCGCUACGUGGACGAGAAGAUCCACGCCAGCGAACUCUCCCUGGUCACCCUCCCCCCAGACAUAGAGUAUUUCACCUAUGCGAGGGAUAAGUGGCUUCCCUCGGACCCCCAACUGAUCUCGGAGGGUCUGUACGCCAUCGCCGUGGUGCUGAGCUUCUUGCGCAUCGCCUACAUCCUGCCAGCCAACGAGAGCUUCGGCCCGCUGCAGAUCUCCUUGGGCCGAACCGUCAAGGACAUCUUCAAGUUCAUGGUGCUCUUCAUCAUGGUCUUCCUGGCCUUCAUGAUUGGCAUGUUCAUCCUGUACUCCUACUACCUGGGAGCCAAGGUCAACCCGGCCUUCACCACGGUUGAGGAGAGUUUUAAGACACUUUUCUGGUCGAUAUUCGGGCUGUCCGAAGUGUCCUCGGUGGUGCUGAAGUACGACCACAAGUUCAUCGAGAACAUCGGCUACGUGCUGUAUGGGAUUUAUAACGUCACAAUGGUGGUGGUGCUGCUGAACAUGCUCAUCGCCAUGAUCAACAGCUCCUACCAGGAGAUCGAGGACGACGCGGAUGUAGAGUGGAAGUUUGCUCGUUCCAAGCUGUGGCUGUCGUAUUUCGACAACGGGAAGACCCUGCCGCCCCCCUACAGCGUGGUCCCAAGCCCCAAAUCCUUCUUCCAAUGCCUGAGGAGCCUGGUCGGACUGCUCCGCUGCAGGAAGCCCAGGCUUCGGAAGGACCUGGAGCUCGGAACCGACAGCUCCAAGUCCAAGCAAAUAAUGAAGAGACUCAUCAAGCGCUAUGUACUGAAAGCACAGGUCGACAAAGAAAAUGAUGAAGUCAAUGAAGGGGAACUUAAGGAAAUCAAACAGGACAUAUCGAGCCUUCGCUAUGAACUCCUGGAGGACAAGUCGCAGGCCACAGAGGAGCUCUCACAGCUCAUACAGAAACUCGGGGACAAGCUGAGAGCUACAGCAACGCGUUGUCAAUAA